ACUACGUGAAUGUCAUCUUACAAAGGUAGAGAGGCCAUUAAAUUCGUUAUUUCUAUCCAUUGGAUACACUGAAAAUUCGCGUCGUCCGCAAGCUGGUCUAUCAAGUGGAUUCUGAAUAUUCUAACACAGCAUCUCUAAUUUCAAAUAAUGGGUUCUAACAAUGAAUCUUCUUCAAGUGGUGUCGCAACGACGUCGUCAUCUUUACCUCUGCCUCCGAAAAAAAGAAAGACAUCAACAGAUGACUCUCCAAUCUCAAACUCAACUUCUGAUUUGAUUGAUAAACUUGCCACUUUUUCUGGAGAAGUGCGCAAAACGGUUUUAUCAAAAUCAAAUGAGGCGAAAUUAGACAAAUUGAUUCGAUUAUUGCACACGGCGGAUUUUGCAACUGAAACGCUUCAAAGAAUUUGUAGUAUGAUCGAAGAAGUGAAAAAAGGAGUGGAAGAAGAAGCCCCGGUCGAUUUGGAAUCAUUUUAUCAACUGGAAAUGAAAUCUUCACCAAAAAAACAGAUGUCGGAGAGUGCCAAUCGCAUCGCUGCUCUUAACGUUAGCAUUGGAAUUUUCUUGGGUGUUGUAAUUACCGAAGUUAUUCUAUGUACCAAAGCAGAAACUAAAUCAAUGUGUCGGGGAAAAAGAUCGAGAUUGGAACGUUUGUUAGAAUAUACCGAAGACUAUUUGCAGGCGUUAAAACCUGAUUCAGAAAAAAUUCAGGCUGCAAUGAGAAAAAUUGAUCAAAAUUACGCACCAAAGCGCUUUUGUUCAAAUCUAGUGCUAUCGGGCGAAGAAUUGGAGACAGUUCAAAUGAUGCGUGAAAAACCCCAAUCAAAAAAACAAUUUAAAGAAAUACGCGAUUAUUAUAAUAAAAAAUGAAGAUGACGAACCUUGAUCAGAAACAUAUCGAACCAAUCCAAUCGAAUUUCGUUGAAACAAUUAACGAAGGUACGCAAAUACCUGAUGAUAAUAAAGACCUUUGAACUAAGGAUUAACAAUUCCGACAAACAAAACAAAUGCAGUGACAGUGAGCCAAGUGGCUUAGCAUUCAGUUGUAGCAUAGGCAUCAGCUUCAGUCACAAAAUGAACAAAGAAAUUGAAAUUGGAUUUUAUUUACGAUCUCUCGAUGUAGCAUUUAUAGAAAAAAUCAUAUUGUAUUUAAAUAGGAAAUAGCUUUGCUCAGGAAUAAUGUAAUUCGCAACGGAAUCGGAAGAAAUGAUGAAAAUAUACUGACAUUUUUUGUACACAAA
This is a messenger RNA of Sitodiplosis mosellana (orange wheat blossom midge), 1238 nucleotides long. RefSeq lists its product as uncharacterized. The transcript is spliced from 5 exons. The record is from RefSeq and is a predicted model, not a curated record. The coding region runs from base 148 to 867 and encodes 239 amino acids. NCBI's taxonomy places the organism in Eukaryota, Metazoa, Arthropoda, Insecta, Diptera, Cecidomyiidae.